AUGACAGGUGCCCUGAGAAUGCUUGCGUACGGUGCAGCUGCUGAUCAAUGUGAUGAAAUCACUAGAAUGGGAGCUUCUACAGCGCUGAAAUGUCUGAAGAAGUUCUGUAGACAAGUCGAGUUUCUUUACGCUGGGUGGUUCCUUCGUCCUCAAAAUCCUGCUGACUUACAUAGGCUUCUCAAUAGAGGACAACGCCGUGGGUUUCCAGGCAUGAUUGGGAGCAUCGUUUGCAUGCAUUGGGAGUGGAAGAAUUGCCCAACUGGCUGGGCUGGAGCUUUCUCGGGUCGAAAGGGUAGAACUGCUCCUCUGGUUGAGUUUGAGGUCAAUAACAAAAGGUACACUAAUGGUUAUUACCUUGCUGAUGGAAUAUACCCGAGGUUGUUUAAACUGGAGGAUCUUCGAGCCAUCAUGAUAAGUCGUAUCAUUCUUCAUAACAUGAUUGUGGAGGAUGAGUUUGUUGAGGAAGAAUUUGCGGAGCCUAAAGAAGAUGAUCUAAUGAAUCCAGCAAUGACAACCGUCUAUGAUCGGCAUGUGCAUCCUAAUACUGGAGAGGCUAUUCCUUUCAAACUAGUAGGGAGAGAUGGACAGAAUCUUCCUUCAUUCAUGGAUCGUGAAUUUCAGGUAGAGUCGGCCUACCUCCACAAAUGCCUACAAGAUGAUUUGGUGAUGCACAACUAG
Rosa rugosa (rugosa rose) is the source of this 678-nucleotide messenger RNA. RefSeq lists its product as uncharacterized. Lineage: Eukaryota; Viridiplantae; Streptophyta; Magnoliopsida; Rosales; Rosaceae. The coding region runs from base 1 to 678 and encodes 225 amino acids. The record is from RefSeq and is a predicted model, not a curated record. The transcript is spliced from 3 exons.